AUGUACAAAGUGCUGGCAGAUACACAGCCACUCAAUCGAACGGGUGACCCCAUCGUCACCAGCGUGGUUCACGUCGAGAAUGGAACUGGAUCCCAAGGCUCGACUCCGAAGCCUGCGACCCCGUUCCAACCUAUCCAACUAUCCAACUAUCCAACAGCGGUUGAACUGAACCAAACCCUCGUCGAGCCCCACGGCUCGUUCCCAAGGGUCCAAUGGAUUAGUGAACGUCAAAGACUUUCCCGGCGCGGCGGGCGCCUGGGACUGUUGGAACAGGUGGGCACCGGGGGCGCUAUGAAUCAUACAUCUGUACCUGGUGCCUUUGGACUCGAUAUCCUGGCCGUUCCUGGGCUGGGGGCCGAUGUGGAGAGGCCGUUUCGAACAAAUGUUCAAGGCCAGGAGUCUGGGAAGUCUGGAACUCCGGGACACGCGGUUAUAGUCGCAGCGUUGCGAUCUGGUGAAACACUCGAUGAUUCGCAUCGGUAA
This is a messenger RNA of Penicillium chermesinum, 483 nucleotides long. RefSeq lists its product as uncharacterized. The record is from RefSeq and is a predicted model, not a curated record. Bases 1 to 483 code for a protein of 160 amino acids. The transcript is spliced from 2 exons. NCBI's taxonomy places the organism in Eukaryota, Fungi, Ascomycota, Eurotiomycetes, Eurotiales, Aspergillaceae.